AUGGCUUUUGAUGGCGCAAUCUCAUUCAUCGAGCCUGGCGGCGGGCAUGUUCCCUGGAAUGAUACCGGAGUAAAAUUACCAUUUGCUAACCUCACCAGCUAUCAAACUUCAUGGCUUCGAACAAGCUGCCAAAAUGAUAGUGUGGCUGUUCAAGCCGAAGCAUUUGACUUCGAUAUACCUGCAAACACUAGUAAAAGUGAGGCAUAUAUAUACUAUGAUGAUUCAACGAUUGGUCCAGCAAAAUGUGUGAUUAUUGGUACUGACAAGCAUAUUGCCAAUGAUACAAGCAUGAAGAAACAUUACGUCUUGAUCGUCAAGCCGCUCUCAGACGUCCUUGGUACGACAUCCUACGAACGUUGUGGCGUCGGAUACAUACCAGGCAAAUAUAUUCGCUUGGACGAUCUUUCUGUUUUUGUGUCAAUCGAGUAG
This is a messenger RNA of Botrytis byssoidea, 429 nucleotides long. RefSeq lists its product as uncharacterized. The record is from RefSeq and is a predicted model, not a curated record. The transcript has a single exon. The coding region runs from base 1 to 429 and encodes 142 amino acids. Lineage: Eukaryota; Fungi; Ascomycota; Leotiomycetes; Helotiales; Sclerotiniaceae.